Phodopus roborovskii (desert hamster) is the source of this 837-nucleotide messenger RNA. RefSeq lists its product as uncharacterized. NCBI's taxonomy places the organism in Eukaryota, Metazoa, Chordata, Mammalia, Rodentia, Cricetidae. The record is from RefSeq and is a predicted model, not a curated record. The transcript is spliced from 2 exons. The coding region runs from base 1 to 837 and encodes 278 amino acids.
AUGACUGAGCCAGGCUGGAAGGGACACCAAGCUACCUGCCUGCAGAGGCCGUUCCUCUGUUACCACAGCCAGAAGAGCUCCUGGUUCCCUGCUCCUGGUCCCCCUGCUCCUGGUCCCCCAGCUCCUGGUCCCCCAGCUCCUGGUCCCCCAGCUCCUGGUUCCCUGCUCCUGGUCCCCCUGCUCCUGGUCCCCCAGCUCCUGGUCCCCCAGCUCCUGGUCCCCAGCUCCUGGUCCCCCAGCUCCUGGUUCCCUGCCCCUGGUCCCCCUGCUCCUGGUCCCCCAGCCCCUGGUCCCCCAGCCCCUGGUCCCCCUGCUCCUGGUCCCCCAGCUCCUGGUCCCCCAGCCCCUGGUUCCCAGCUCCUGGUCCCCCUGCCCCUGGUUCCCCUGCCCCUGGUCCCCCAGCCCCUGGUCCCCCAGCCCCUGGUCCCCCAGCUCCUGGUCCCCCAGCUCCUGGUCCCCCAGCUCCUGGUUCCCCUGCUCCUGGUCCCCCUGCUCCUGGUCCCCCUGCUCCUGGUCCCCCUGCUCCUGGUUCCCCAGCCCCUGGUUCCCCAGCCUCUGUCCCCUAGCCCCCAGUUCUUCCAACCCUGUCCCUCCAGCACCCAGUACCUGCCUUCCAGUCCCAAUCUCCCUCAUCCCCCACCCACAGGUCCCUUCCUGCUCCCGAUUCCAGGAACAAAUGCAGAUGGAGGGCAGAGCUGGGCUGAGUGCAACCGGAUUUUCCUGUUCCCAUACCCAAGGCUCCCACAUCAGCCAGGGCCCUCAGAACCCUGCCCUUGCCCCCUGCCCCGGGGGAGAGUCAUCCGAGCGCCGUCAUCACAACAUUCUCUGUCCCUCUGA